AUUGCGGAGCUGAAAGGGAGAGUUCACUCCAUUAAUUAGCAUUAGUAUUAUUAGUUUCUAGGUGGUGGUUGUUGAAUGGACGGAUGGUGAGAGAUGUGUGUAUCUGUCUGCAGAAUAUGUAACCAAACCAAGUCAACAAUCAGCAUUAUUACAUAACUUGGCCACAGUCACAACAGUUAAGCCACACGCAUCAUUAGAAUCGCUCUCAUUCACCAAGUUUGCAUGCUUUGACUCUGCAUGCAUGCAAAUUAUUUGACAGUCUUGCCAAGUUAGAAGAUUUGUUGGUUAUCACUCUUGGAGGCUUGGAAGGAUUAUUUUUGAAUCUUGGAACAGAAAUGGAGAAACUUUUACCCCUUUGGGUGGUUUUGUUAGCAGCAAGCGUCCAGGGACAAGGCCCAUCAUUUUAUUUUCCAGAUCAGCCACAACCCCCUUCCUCUCCUCAACAACAAGGACAGAGGUCAACGCAGGAAGUUUUGGGCAAUUUUUUCAAUGAUAAUGUCAACUUACCUUCCAUAACCACGUCACAACCUGCAUAUUCGAGUCCACAACCUCAAGUACCACAGUUUCAACCGUAUCAGCCGCAAACUUUUUCAACCGGACAACCCCCACAAUUCAGUACUGGUUUCCCUGCCCAAAACAACUUCGUGACCAAUAGUCCCCCAAAUAAUAGACCAAGGCAAACGAGCUUUUUCGGGAAUAACUAUGAUUUUUUUAGACAAUUUCAUUUGGAUGCAGCUCCACAUCGACCCUCGUAUCAAAUUCAGCCAUUUCAAACAGCGUCCCCAUCAUUCUCAUCCAAUGUAGUAGGAAACAGUCGACCACCCACCCCCACUGCCGUCACUGCACCGUCUCCGACAGCGUCACCAUCCUUCACGUCCACCCAGUUCUUUGGAAAUACCUUCCCCAACUCCCCAGCUCGACCAGCCCCCACAGUCACAUACAACUUCAUUAAUGGUCAACCUGCACAAAAUUCGCUGUAUAACGGGUUCGAGGAUGCCGCUAAGGCGCUUGGAGUCACCCAUGGACUUCGCGUAUAUACGACGGCAACGUUGAAGGACAAUCCUACUCACACUGUGGCAACAAUUCCCCAGAAUACGCCACAACAAGUUGCUGCACAACCGACUGUUGGAAGUAUUCCUGAAAAUGACCAGCGAAUUGAAGACGAUGCGUUAACUUUGACCCCCUCGUCAACCAUUCCACCAACACCAUCCUCAACAUCAUUGCCUUCAUCAACGACAACAACAACUACUCCACCUCCUCCUCCCCUAACUACACCAGCUCCCGUGAUAAUUCGAAAUACAGGACGAUCUGUCGCAACUCCCAUAGUCCGAACCAAAAUUAUAUCCACCUCACAAUCCACACCUCGACCAAUCAGUAGCAGCACUGUAGCUACGACAUUUUCAACCCCAAAAGUUGUAGUCGUUUCUCACUCGCGACCACCAGUGACUGCAUUACGAGCGUUCCCUGGUCGGGACGAAAAUGACUUUGAAGCUUCUGCGCCACAACAACCAGCGACAAAUUUAGUGACUACUACUCCACCAGUAAAAGCUAAAGCACAAUCACACCCACCACCACCACGACCCACCCCCACAUUCUCAGAGGAGAGGCCACUUUAUAACAAUGCCAACCGCCUCAAUCCCGGCCAGUUGUACAGCAAUACGAAUGGAGCUUAUCAAGCAUAUUACAACGGACCUUCUGCUGCACCAACGCCGGCUGGAUUGGAAGAAAUUGAACCCCAAAUUAUUGACUUUAAUAUUCCCAUCCAUAAAAUGAUUCCCGUGUUGGAGGAACAUGUCCCUUUCCGUACUCAAGAAUAUGACCCAUACCGUCGCCCCAACAGUUUUGACAAUUUCGGUCCACCACCUCCACCAUUCUUCUCUUCUCAACAACAACAACCGCAGCAGUCACGUCCCUUCAUCCCCUCGCCCCCACAAUAUGUUGCCCGACCAUCACCUCAACCACAGAUUGCAGUCAUUGUCACAGAGGCGGCCCCGUCACCCACGCCAGCCACCGAGGGUCCCGUCGAAGUCCUCCGCGUUGGACCUAAAGGACGACUCCUCAAAAAGCGAAGGAAGGUUAACAAACCCCAACAGCGAAAGGCUUCAAGCACCACCACGUCAGAGGUCACCACUUAUCGACCCCCAGUGCCUCAAGAGCAAGACGAGGAUCAAGGUGAUAAGCAGAAGCAAGAACCAACAACGUAUCGAUCCAGGUUCCGGUUUAGUACGACCACCUCGACGUCCCCGCCAUCCCCUUCGUCUGAAGGAGGAGCAGCAGCAUCCGACGGAACUGAUAACUCGCAACAGCUAAUCCAGUCUCGUCUCAAAUCGCUCGAAAGACAGAUUAGAUUUCGCCACAGGAACAAGAACUCUUAAACAUUAGCUUAGCUCUGUCCUUUAUCGUAGUCGUCUUAUUUACUUGCUCCGCAAGUACUAUUUUCUCGCUUUCCGGUGUUACAAUAUUAAUUAGUGUUAUUAGCUACAUACAUAAAUAUGAUAAUGCUUAGAACUUUUUUAACUGUGUGAAUGAACAAUAUGAAUGAUUCAUGACAUUGUUAUUAUUAUUGAUUUUGUAUAUUACUGUACUCUAAAGCUCAGUACAUUUCCACACAAAUAAACGGGUUUUUAUAUCUUUUGUCGUAAAUUGA
Messenger RNA from Folsomia candida, 2647 nucleotides. RefSeq names its product leucine-rich repeat extensin-like protein 5. The transcript is spliced from 8 exons. The record is from RefSeq and is a predicted model, not a curated record. NCBI's taxonomy places the organism in Eukaryota, Metazoa, Arthropoda, Collembola, Entomobryomorpha, Isotomidae. The coding region runs from base 336 to 2375 and encodes 679 amino acids.